GUGGUUACGUGUGUGCCACACAAAGAGUUGACCGCAGUCCAAAGCCGAUUAGCGCUUAUCUCUUCUGUGUCAUUCUCCCCUCGUCCACUUGAGCCUUGUCCAUGCAGUCGCUGAAGUUGUGAGCGAGCGCCAUGGAUUCCUCCUCGGCGUCUCCGGGCUUGAGGAGCUCCGCGAACGCUCCGCUUCCCACGGCGGGACGACUUUUACGCACGCCUCGGCGCCUCUGAGCUCCCACCCCACGGCGGGGAAACUUCUCCCGCGGAGAUGGCCAAGCGUUGAACGAGAAGAAAAGAACAGAACCCCCCCCCCCCCCCCCCGCCUACACCCACCCCCAAAAAAGAAAUCUGAGGCGCGUUCACGAUGCAGAAGAGCGUGCGUUACAACGAGGGCCACGCGCUCUUCCUGUCGGCGGUGGCGCGUAAAGAGGGCACCAAGCGCGGCUACCUGAGCAAGAAAACAGCCGAGAACAGCCGUUGGCACGACAAGUUCUUCGCCCUCUACCAGAAUGUCCUCUUCUACUUCGACAACGAGCAGAGCGCCCGCCCCGCCGGGAUUUACCUGUUGGAAGGCUGCACCUGCGAGCGCGCACCCGCGCCCAAAAUGUCCACUGCCGGGAAGGAAGCGCUGGAGAAACAGCACUACUUCCUCGUGGUGUUCGGCCAUGAUGGGCAGAAGCCUCUGGAGCUGCGGACGGAGGAGGAAGUCGAGUGCGACCAAUGGGUGGAGGCAAUUCAGCAGGCCAGUUAUUCUGACAUCAUUAUCGAGCGAGAGGUGCUGAUGCAGAAGUACAUCCACCUGGUGCAGAUAGUGGAGACUGAGAAGGUGGCAGCCAAUCAGCUACGCACACAACUGGAGGACCAGGACACCGAGAUCGAGAGACUAAAAGCGGAGAUCAUUGCUCUUAACAAAACCAAGGAGCGAAUGAGGCCUUACCACGUCAACCAUGAAACAGAAGAUCCGGACAUCAAAAAGAUCAAGAAGGUGCAGAGUUUCAUGCGGGGCUGGCUCUGUCGCAGGAAGUGGAAGAUCAUCGUGCAGGACUACAUCUGCUCUCCUCACGCCGAGAGCAUGAGAAAGAGGAACCAGAUUGUCUUUAACAUGGUGGAAGCAGAGACAGAGUAUGUCCACCAGCUCUACAUCCUGGUCAACUGCUUCCUCAGGCCUCUGAGGAUGGCUGCCAGUUCCAAGAAGCCCCCCAUCAGCCACGACGACGUCAGCAGCAUAUUCCUGAACAGUGAGACCAUCAUGUUCCUACAUGAGAUUUUCCACCAAGGUUUGAAGGCCAGGAUCGCCAACUGGCCCACUCUGGUGCUGGCCGACCUCUUUGACAUUCUGCUGCCCAUGCUGAACAUCUAUCAGGAGUUUGUGAGGAACCAUCAGUACAGCCUGCAGGUUCUGGCCAACUGUAAGCAGAACAGAGACUUCGACAAGCUGCUCAAACAGUACGAGUCCAACGCCGCCUGCGAGGGGAGGAUGCUCGAGACCUUCCUCACGUACCCAAUGUUCCAGAUUCCUCGCUACAUCAUCACCCUGCAUGAGUUAUUGGCCCACACACCUCAUGAGCAUGUGGAACGCAAGAGUCUCGAGUUUGCAAAGUCCAAACUGGAGGAACUGUCCAGAGUCAUGCACGAUGAGGUGAGCGACACUGAGAAUAUUCGUAAGAAUCUGGCCAUCGAGCGGAUGAUCGUGGAGGGUUGUGACAUCCUGCUGGACACCAGCCAAACCUUCGUCAGGCAGGGCUCUCUUAUCCAGCUGCCAUCGGUCGAGCGAGGCAAGCUCAGCAAGGUGCGACUUGGCUCGCUCUCCCUGAAGAAGGAAGGGGAGAGGCAGUGCUUCCUGUUCACAAAACACUUCUUGGUGUGCACGCGCAGCUCCGGCGGGAAACUUCACCUCCUCAAGCAAGGCGGCGUCUUAUCCCUCAUCGACUGCACCCUCAUCGAAGAGCCGGACGCCGGAGAUGAAGAGGCUAAAGCUGGAGGUCAGGUGUUUGGUCAGCUGGACUUCAAACUGGUGGUGGAGCCCGCCGACUCAUCUUCCUCCACCGUGGUAUUGCUGGCGCCCUCGCGGCAGGAGAAGGCUGCGUGGACCAGCGAUAUUAGCCAGUGUAUAGAUAACAUCCGCUGCAAUGGCCUAAUGACCAGCGUCUUUGAGGAGAGCUCCAAAGUUACCGUGCCGCACAUGAUCAAAUCCGAUGUGCGUCUCCAUAAAGAUGAUGUUGACAUUUGCUUCAGCAAGACCCUCAACUCCUGCAAGGUCCCGCAGAUCCGUUACGCCAGCGUGGAGCGUCUGCUGGAGAGGCUGACCGACCUGCGCUUCCUCUCCAUCGACUUCCUCAACACUUUCCUGCAUACGUACAGGAUCUUCACCGCGGCCAGCGUGGUCAUGGACAAACUGGCGGACAUCUACAAGAAGCCGUUCUCUUCCAUUCCCAUCAGGGCACGGUACCACUCAUUUGACCGUCUGUCCAUCUCAUCCGUCUGUCCCGACUACAGUCUGAAGAUCAAGAAGAUGGCCGUGGAUCAGUCCAAGUCCUUGGAGCUGUUCUUCGCCACGAACCCGAACAACCGAGGCGGCGAGCACAUGAACGACAAAUCUCCUCGUCUCUGCCGCAAGUUCUCCUCGCCCCCUCCUCUCUCCAUCUCCUCCCGCACCUCCUCGCCCGUGCACGCCCGGAAGCUCUCCCUGCACUCGCCCAUCAGCGGCAGAGUGGGCGGCCUGGACCUCACCGGUGCUCUCUCCGGCGCUAACCACAACACGUCCCAGUCGGCCGCCGGCAGCCCCACGUCGUCCCAGGCCCCCCAGACCCCGACUUCGCAGACCCCGACGCCGACCACCUCCUCGCCCCCUCUUCCUCCUUCCUCCACCUCUCCACCGCAAGAACAAGUGCCUCCGAUUCCCUCGUCUCCUGACCAGAGUCCAAGCCAGAGCACGGAGGGGGACGACGUGCCCAAGAUUGACCCUUUUUGUGGUAAACUGAGAAAGAGCAUACGCAGAGCUGUGUUGGAGUCAGUGUCACUGGAGAAAAUCAUUCCCGAGUCUCCUCAAGGCAGCGACGCAGGAGACAUGUCCCCGUGUCGCUCGCCGUCCACACCGCGACACCUGCGCUUCAGGCCACCGGGAGUCCAGUCGGGGGAGAACUCGCGCUGCGCAGUUUCUCCUGCCUCAGCUUUUGCCAUUGCCACGGCAGCAGCGGGGCAUGGCACACCACCAGUGUUCAACAACUCUGAAAGAACUUGUGAUAAAGAGUUCAUCAUCCGACGUGCCGCAACCAACAGAGUUCUAAACGUGCUGCGGCACUGGGUCUCGAAACACUCACAGGACUUUGAAAUGAACGGAGAAUUGAAGAUGACAGUCGUCUGCCUCCUGGAGGAAGUCCUCCGAGACCCGGACCUUCUGCCUCAGGAGAGGAAAGCCACUGUCAACAUACUCAGUGCCCUCUCUCAAGACGAGCAGGAUGACGCCCAGCUGAGGAUAGAAGACAUCUUACAGAUGGCAGACUGUCCCAAGGCGGAGUGUUUCGAGUCUCUGUCUGCGAUGGAGUUGGCUGAGCAGAUCACUCUGCUGGAUCACAUCGUCUUCAGGAGCAUCCCUUACGAAGAGUUCCUGGGGCAAGGCUGGAUGAAGUUUGACAAGACAGAGAGGACCCCAUACAUCAUGAAAACAAGUCAACACUUCAACGAUAUGAGUAACCUGGUGGCCUCGCAGAUCAUGACCCACACAGACGUGGGCUCCAGGGCCAGCUCCAUAGAGAAGUGGGUGGCCGUGGCCGACAUCUGCCGCUGCCUCAACAACUACAACGGCGUCCUGGAGAUUACGUCGGCGCUCAAUCGCAGCGCCAUCUAUCGCCUGAAAAAGACCUGGGCUAAAAUCAGCAAGCAGAGUAAAGCGCUGAUGGAUAAACUGCAGAAAACGGUGUCCUCGGAGGGAAGGUUUAAAAAUCUGAGGGAGACUUUGAAAAACUGCAACCCUCCCUGCGUGCCCUACUUGGGAAUGUACCUGACGGACUUGGCCUUCAUUGAGGAGGGAACGCCCAACUUCACGGAGGAGGGACUCGUCAACUUCUCCAAAAUGCGAAUGAUUUCACACAUCAUCAGAGAGAUCCGGCAGUUCCAGCAGACGCCCUACAGGAUAGAACAUCAAGUUAAGGUGACACAGUACCUCCUGGAUAAGACUCUGAUCAUGGAUGAAGACACGCUCUAUGACCUCUCGCUGAAGAUUGAGCCCAGGCUUCCUGCCUGAUCGAUAGCGGCAUUUGGACAAGCGGGAGCCUGCCAAACUUGGACCCCCCGACGAGGUCCAGGCUACCAUGUGAUCUCAAGCAAUCAAAUGAAGAAGAAGCCUGGGAAAGUUUUUGGUGACUGGAAAAGGAAUGCUGGGAACACUUUGAUCGGAGCGGCCGGACCGAUGGUCCUCAAGGGCGGCGUGAGGGAAAUUAGGUUGAAGGCUUUGAGGAAAUGGCGUGCCGUGCCGCCGCCUGCACUCGCCGUUCCUCAGUGUGGUGCCGCUCGGCGGAAGGAGUGGAUCUAUAGAAAUGUAGCAUAUAGAGAGGGCGCGACAGAUAGCGAGAUACCUGAGCUAGUGUCUCCGUGUUGUCGUCCGUGUUGUGUUGCGCCUCGUCCUUGUGCAAGAGCCGCCCUCCCCCAACCCCCAAAGUGCUUUGUCUUGACUUUGCAUGAUCUCAGCUUAGGGUGUAAAUGUCUAUAUGGCCUUCAGCUUGAUCUCUGACUCCUACCACUUAGCACUAUGCAUCCUCAGUGGGUUGGGUAUAGCAUAAAUACCUUAUCCCCUUCAAAUAUCAUGUAGAACAAGAUGUCUGGCUUUUUUUUUUUUCAUCACAGGCCACAACGUAGUUAUGGUAGUGGUACGGUUAGAUGUACAGGGGUUUCACAAUUCGGUGCACGCUCGGUACAGAAAGGGGGGGGGGGAGGGAAUGCUAAACAAAUUGCUUACCUCUCGUGCAGACGGGGACAGAUUUAAGGAGAUUUAAAAUGUAACUUCAGCGUAAAUCAUUUCUUUUUAGGAAAGUGCAACAUCAUUAGUUUGUCUUCUCUUUAAGAAAUGAACAAUGCAGAAAAGCGGUUUAUUUUUUUAUGAACGAGGCGUGUGGCUAUAGAGCAGCAGGCAGUUACACUUCCUCUUACCGAAUACGUUCUGUGUGGGAACCCUAAUAAUAGCCCCGUCUUUUUACAUAAUUGCCCCUGCAUUUCUUUAUUAUAUAUAUUUUCUGAUGAUAACUAGUUUUGAGCAGAUGUCAAGAAAUAAAUGAGGCAAGCUUUCACGGGUCACAUAAAAUGACGUGGAGGGCUGGAUCUGGGUUUGACACCUGCUGCUGUAAAAUCACCCUAAUGCAAAGUUCAUCUUUAAAGUCCCUAUAAAGUGAAAAUAAAUGUGAAUUUGGCACGCCACAGAGAAGUGUUGUUAACAAACCUGGUGAAUUUGAAUAAUGAACAACAACAAAAAAAACCAAGUAUACAAAAUGGUGAAAAAUGUCUUUGCUCUAAAACGCUGUGGAUGUGUCAGCUGAAUUCGUGAAAACACGCCACACUGAAAAAUACAUGCUUCUUCAUCUAGCAACUUUCUUAUGCCUUCGUUUGAGCCACGGAAAAUAGAAUAUAUCCCAGCGGGUCGUCGUGGGGCUGUCCACGCAGCGACGAGAGGCGCUUGUCACCAGUUAGCUUGUGAGAUAGCAGGCUUUCAGGGCUCCUCUAGACUCACCCGCGACAUCACCUCAUCGCUUAAAAAUUUAAAUCAUGACACCGAACUGUUCUGUAAAUUGCGGCAUCAAGGGAAGAUGCAUUUUUGGGGUGGAGGCAUAGCUAGCUAGCGAGCUAACUACAUGCUGUAAUGACAGAAAUGGGCCUAAUAUCUUAGCAACUUGCAAAUGUGCCAGAUAACCACUGAUUCGAACCAAGUCGCAAAAAAGGUUUUUAUAUAGUACACCGAAGUGUGUCACUGGGCACCGAUUUUAGCCAAACCCAAACAAUCAGGAACAAAAAACAAAACAACAACAACAAAAAAACCUGUUUAACGCUUAUAGCUGCACAACUCAGAACUACAUAGUUCGGUCUCUGCACAUUUUCAGCAAUUAUCUUCAAACAUGUACAGUAUAAUGUGUUUAGAAACAUCUAAAAAUAUUUGAGUUUCCCCCUUUUAAGUAAACUAGCUAUCUACCUUGCUAGCUGGAUGAUAGAUAGAUAGAUAGAUAGAUAGAUAGAUAGAUAGAUAGAUAGAUAGAUAGAUAGAUAGAUAGAUAGAUAGAUAGAUAGAUAGAUAGAUAGAUAGAUAGAUAGAUAGAUAGAUAGAUAAUGGUCAACAAUGAGAAUGACACCCCCACUAUUUUUGAAAAAAAAAAAAAAAGUGGCCUUCUUAUUCAUC
Phycodurus eques (leafy seadragon) is the source of this 6375-nucleotide messenger RNA. RefSeq names its product ras-specific guanine nucleotide-releasing factor 2. Gene Ontology annotation, cellular component: plasma membrane. Gene Ontology annotation, biological process: positive regulation of GTPase activity; Ras protein signal transduction. Gene Ontology annotation, molecular function: guanyl-nucleotide exchange factor activity; protein binding. The record is from RefSeq and is a predicted model, not a curated record. Bases 361 to 4239 code for a protein of 1292 amino acids. Lineage: Eukaryota; Metazoa; Chordata; Actinopteri; Syngnathiformes; Syngnathidae. The transcript has 29 exons.